Morus notabilis is the source of this 786-nucleotide messenger RNA. RefSeq names its product TMV resistance protein N-like. Gene Ontology annotation, biological process: signal transduction. Lineage: Eukaryota; Viridiplantae; Streptophyta; Magnoliopsida; Rosales; Moraceae. The record is from RefSeq and is a predicted model, not a curated record.
AUGGAUGUUUCUCUUGCUUUCUCCAGUUCAAAAAAGUACAAUGUGUUCAUUAGUUUUAGAGGAGAAGAUACUUGCAAUACUUUUACUAGUCAUCUUUAUACUGCUUUGUGUCAGAAAAAGAUUAAAACCUAUCUAGACGAAGAGCUUAAGAAAGGAGAUGAAAUUUCACCCGCGCUCUUGAAAGCGAUCGAAGAAUCAAAGCUUUCCAUGAUAAUUUUCUCGCAAAACUAUGCUUCCUCCUCAUGGUGUUUGGAUGAGCUCAAUCACGUUCUCAAGUGCAAGGGAAAACAUCAUAAACAGCUUGUUGUGCCGGUCUUUUAUCACGUAGAUCCGUCGCAUGUGCGUAAACAAAACGGAAGCUAUGGAGUUGCUUUUGCGAGACAUGAAGAACGUUUAAAGGACAAAAUGGAUAAGGUUCAUCAAUGGAGGAUUGCUUUAGCAGAAGCAACUAAUCUCUCUAGUUGGCAUAUAUAUAUUGUCAGGUCGGAAUCUAAGCUAAUUGAAGCCAUUGCCAAAGAUAUCAUAGGAAAACUGAACAAUAUAUCUUCAGACGAUAAUUCCGAGGACCUAGUUGGUAUUGACAAACGAGUUAGCCAAAUUGCAACGUUGUUGGAUAUUGGCUCGUCAAAUGUUCGAAUUGUUGGCCUUUGGGGCAUGGGGGUAUCGGCAAAACAACGUUGGCUCGUGUUGUGUUCAAUCGGUACUAUGAUCAAUUUGAAUGUUGCUACUUCCUUGAAGAUGUUAGGGAGGAAUCCAAGAAACAUGGACUCCCCCAUUUACAAAUAA